Messenger RNA from Galeopterus variegatus (Sunda flying lemur), 6722 nucleotides. RefSeq names its product T-cell lymphoma invasion and metastasis 1 (gene TIAM1). The transcript is spliced from 25 exons. Gene Ontology annotation, biological process: positive regulation of axonogenesis; activation of GTPase activity; small GTPase-mediated signal transduction. The record is from RefSeq and is a predicted model, not a curated record. Gene Ontology annotation, cellular component: plasma membrane; cytosol; synapse. Bases 6 to 4781 code for a protein of 1591 amino acids. Gene Ontology annotation, molecular function: guanyl-nucleotide exchange factor activity; protein binding. Lineage: Eukaryota; Metazoa; Chordata; Mammalia; Dermoptera; Cynocephalidae.
AAACCAUGGGAAACGCAGAAAGUCAAAAUGUAGAGCAUGAGUUUUAUGGAGAAAAGCAUGCCAGCCUGGGGCGCAAGCACACAUCCCGCUCGCUGCGCCUCUCACACAAGACCCGGCGCACGAGGCACGCUUCCUCGGGGAAGGUGAUCCACAGGAACUCCGAAGUGAGCACCCGCUCCAGCAGCACCCCCAGCAUCCCCCAGUCCCUGGCCGAAAAUGGCCUGGAGCCCUUCUCCCAAGAAGGCACCCUAGAGGACUUCGGGAGGCCCAUUUGGGUGGACCGCGUGGACAUGGGCUUGAGACCUGUGUCUUACACCGAUUCUUCUGUCACUCCCAGCGUAGACAGCAGCAUCGUCCUCACGGCAGCCUCUGUGCAAAGCAUGCCAGACUCGGAGGAGAGCAGGCUUUACGGGGAUGACGCUACAUAUUUGGCUGAGGGAGGCAGGAGGCAGCAUCCCUAUACAUCCAAUGGGCCCACUUUCAUGGAGACGGCGAGCUUUAAGAAGAAACGCUCCAAAUCUGCAGACAUCUGGCGGGAGGACAGCCUGGAAUUCUCACUCUCUGAUCUGAGCCAAGAACAUUUAACAAGCAACGAAGAAAUCUUGGGUUCCGCGGAAGAGAAGGACUGCGAGGAGGCUCGGGGGAUGGAAACACAGGCGAGUCCGCGGCAGCUCAGCACCUGUCACCGUGCCAAUUCCCUGGGUGACUUGUAUGCUCAGAAAAACUCUGGGGUGACAGCAAACGGGGGGCCAAGGAGCAAAUUUGCAGGCUAUUGUCGGAAUUUAGUGUCUGAUAUUCCCGAUCUUGCAAACCAUAAGAUGCCACCAGCUGCUGCCGAAGAUACUCCUCCGUACAGUAAUUAUAACACACUUCCCUGUAGGAAAUCUCACUGUCUCUCUGAAGGUGCCACCAACCCACAAAUUAGCCAUAGCAACAGCAUGCAAGGCAGAAGAGCAAAAACAACUCAGGAUGUUAACGCAGGCGAGGGCAGUGAGUUUGCAGACAGCGGGAUCGAAGGGGCCACCACCGACACAGACCUCCUGUCCAGGCGGUCCAAUGCCACCAACUCCAGCUACUCGCCGCCCGCCGGUCGGGCCUUCGUGGGCAGCGACAGCGGCAGCAGCUCCACCGGGGACGCGGCUCGCCAGGGCGUGUACGAGAACUUCCGGCGGGAGCUGCAGAUGAGCACGGCCAACAGCGAGAGCCUGGAGGAGGCGGGCUCCGCGCACAGCGACGAGCAGAGCAGCGGCACCCUGAGCUCCCCGGGCCGCUCGGACAUCCUGCUGACGGCCGCGCAGGGCACGGUGCGCAAGGCCGGAGCCCUGGCCGUCAAGAACUUCCUGGUGCACAAGAAGAACAAGAAGGUGGAGUCGGCCACCCGGAGGAAGUGGAAGCAUUACUGGGUGUCCCUGAAAGGAUGCACACUCUUUUUCUACGAGAGUGAUGGCAGGUCUGGAAUAGACCACAACAGCAUCCCCAAGCACGCCGUCUGGGUGGAGAACAGCAUUGUGCAGGCCGUGCCCGAGCACCCCAAGAAGGACUUUGUCUUCUGUCUCAGCAAUUCCCUGGGCGAUGCCUUCCUCUUUCAGACCACCAGCCAGACGGAGCUUGAAAACUGGAUCACUGCCAUCCACUCUGCUUGUGCUGCUGCGGUCGCGAGACACCACCACAAGGAAGACACGCUCCGCCUCCUGAAGUCAGAAAUCAAAAAACUGGAACAGAAGAUUGACAUGGAUGAAAAGAUGAAGAAAAUGGGUGAAAUGCAGCUGUCUUCAGUCACUGACUCAAAGAAGAAGAAAACAAUAUUAGAUCAGAUCUUUGUUUGGGAGCAAAAUCUUGAACAGUUCCAAAUGGACCUAUUUCGUUUCCGCUGUUACUUAGCUAGCCUCCAGGGUGGGGAGCUGCCAAACCCUAAAAGGCUACUCGCUUUUGCAAGCCGACCAACGAAAGUGGCAAUGGGCCGUCUUGGAAUCUUUUCUGUAUCAUCUUUUCAUGCCCUGGUGGCAGCACGUACUGGUGAAACUGGUGUGAGAAGACGUACUCAGGCCAUGUCCAGAUCUGCAAGCAAGCGAAGGAGCAGGUUCUCUUCUCUCUGGGGUCUGGACACUACCUCCAAAAAGAAGCAGGGACGCCCAAGCAUCAAUCAGGUGUUUGGAGAGGGAACAGACGCUGUAAAGAAAUCUUUAGAGGGAAUAUUUGAUGACAUUGUUCCAGAUGGCAAGAGAGAGAAAGACGUGGUCUUGCCUAGCGUCCACCAGCACAAUCCUGACUGCGACAUUUGGGUCCACGAGUAUUUCACUCCGUCCUGGUUCUGUCUGCCCAAUAAUCAGCCAGCCCUGACGGUCGUCCGGCCGGGAGACACUGCACGGGACACCUUGGAGCUGAUUUGCAAGACACAUCAACUGGAUCAUUCCGCUCAUUACCUGCGUCUGAAAUUUCUAAUAGAAAAUAAAACGCAACACUACAUUCCCCAGCCCGAGGAGGACAUUUAUGAGUUGCUGUACAAAGAAAUUGAAAUUUGUCCAAAAGUUACUCAGAGCAUCCACAUUGAGAAGUCAGAUACAGCCGCUGAUAAUUACGGGUUUUCCCUUUCUUCUGUGGAAGAAGAUGGUGUUCGAAGGCUCUACGUGAAUAGUGUAAAGGAAACUGGUUUGGCUUCCAAGAAAGGCCUGAAAGCGGGAGAUGAAAUUCUUGAGAUCAAUAAUCGGGCUGCAGGCACCCUGAACUCAUCUAUGCUCAAAGAUUUCCUCUUGCAGCCCUCCCUGGGCCUCCUGGUGAGGACCUACCCUGAGCUGGGGGGAGGAGAGGAGCUGCUGGAGAGCCCACCCCACCGAGUGGACGGCCCUGCGGACCUUGGCGAGAGUCCCCUCACCUUUCUCACCAGCAACCCAGGACACGGCCUCUGCAGCGAGCGAGGCAGUAGUGCAGAGACUGCCCCAGAGGAGACGGAAGGGCCGGACUUGGAAUCCUCAGAUGAGACUGAUCACAGCAGCAAGAGCACAGAACAGGUGGCUGCAUUUUGCCGCAGUUUGCAUGAGAUGAACCCCUCAGACUCCAGCCCGUCUCCUCAGGACACUGCAGGGCCUCAGCUGGCAACCAUGCGGCAGCUCUCGGACGCGGAUAAGUUACGCAAGGUGAUCUGUGAGCUUCUGGAGACCGAGCGCACCUACGUGAAGGACUUAAACUGUCUUAUGGAGAGAUACCUAAAACCUCUUCAAAAGGAGACUUUUCUCACGCAAGAUGAGCUUGAUGUGCUCUUUGGAAACUUAACUGAAAUGGUAGAGUUUCAAGUAGAAUUCCUAAAAACUCUAGAAGAUGGAGUGAGACUGGUACCGGAUUUGGAAAAGCUUGAGAAAGUCGACCAGUUUAAGAAAGUGCUGUUCUCUCUGGGGGGAUCCUUUCUGUAUUAUGCUGACCGCUUCAAGCUCUACAGUGCCUUCUGCGCCAGCCACACAAAAGUUCCCAAGGUCCUGGUGAAAGCCAAGACAGACACGGCUUUCAAGGCGUUCUUGGAUGCCCAGAACCCGAAGCAGCAGCACUCGUCCACUCUCGAGUCUUACCUCAUCAAGCCCAUCCAGAGGAUCCUGAAGUACCCGCUUCUGCUCAGGGAGCUGUUCGCUCUGACCGAUGCGGAGAGCGAGGAACACUACCACCUGGACGUGGCCAUCAAGACCAUGAACAAAGUUGCAAGUCACAUCAAUGAAAUGCAGAAAAUCCAUGAAGAAUUUGGGGCUGUGUUUGACCAGCUGAUUGCUGAACAGACUGGCGAGAAAAAAGAGGUUGCAGAUCUGAGCAUGGGCGACCUGCUUUUGCAUACAACAGUGAUCUGGCUGAACCCGCCAGCGUCGCUGGGCAAGUGGAAAAAGGAGCCAGAAUUGGCAGCCUUUGUCUUCAAAACUGCUGUGGUCCUUGUGUAUAAAGAUGGUUCCAAACAGAAGAAGAAGCUUGUAGGAUCUCACAGGCUUUCCAUUUAUGAGGACUGGGACCCCUUCCGAUUUCGACACAUGAUCCCUACCGAAGCUCUACAGGUUCGAGCUUUGGCAAGUGCAGAUGCAGAAGCGAAUGCUGUGUGUGAAAUUGUCCAUGUAAAAUCGGAAUCUGAAGGGCGGCCGGAGAGAGUCUUCCACCUGUGCUGCAGCUCCCCAGAGAGCCGGAAGGAUUUCCUGAAGGCUGUGCAUUCGAUCCUGCGUGAUAAGCACAGAAGACAGCUGCUCAAAACCGAAAGCCUUCCUUCAUCCCAGCAGUAUGUCCCUUUUGGAGGAAAAAGAUUAUGUGCCCUGAAAGGGGCCAGGCCAGCCAUGAGCAGGGCAGUGUCCGCCCCAAGCAAGUCUCUUGGGAGGAGGAGGCGGCGCCUGGCUCGAAACAGGUUUACCAUUGAUUCUGAUGCCGUCUCCGCAAGCAGCCCAGAGAAAGAGUCCCAGCAGCCCCCCGGUGGUGGGGACACUGACCGGUGGGUAGAGGAACAGUUUGAUCUUGCUCAGUAUGAGGAGCAAGACGACAUCAAGGAGACAGACAUCCUCAGUGAUGACGAUGAGUUCUGUGAGUCCGUGAGGGGCGCCGCAGUGGACAGAGACCUGCAGGAGCGGCUUCAGGCCGCCUGCAUCAGCCAGCAGGAGAGAGGCCGGAAAACCCUGGACAGUCACGCGUCGCGCAUGGCACAGCUCAAGAAGCAAGCCGCCCUGUCGGGCAUCAGCGCAGGCCUGGAGAGUGCCAGCGAGGAGGUCAUUUGGGUUAGGCGCGAAGACUUUGCCCCCUCCAGGAAACUGAACACUGAGAUCUGACUGCGUCGCUUUCCGCUUGGAGAAUGUGUGUAGAUACUUGUCCCCGCCCUCCCGUACCGUCGACGAGAAUGUUCCCUUCGGCCGCACUCUUGCACACACGGUUUUGGCAGCUGACUUGGUUCUGAAGCCAUGUAGCCACCCAACUUUGUCAUUUUUAGCAACAACAGCAGAAAGAAUUGUUCAGAAUCCCAAGUAAGCUUGAGUCCUAUCUUCUGUAUAUUAACUAAGGGCUUUUAUUUAUUCUCAAUCAGGGCCUGAAGAAUUAAAAGAAAAAAAAUUCUAUAGCACUGGAAAGCAAAUCACCCCCAGCAGUUUCAGUAUGUACAACAGAUUAAUUUUAGGGGACACACACACACACACACACACACACACACACACACACACACACGAGCUUGCUCUAUCUGAAAUCAAUCUCCUAGGAGGGGAAACCACUUUCAAACACAAAAAGAAACAAAACAUCUGUACAGCUUGCAGUGUUCUUACUCCUGUCCCUUUCAAUGUCUGAGAAUAUCUGUGUAUUUUAAGAAUGUGUGAGGAGAGGGUGGCGAUUUAUGUUUUGAUGAGCCUUUUUUUUUUUCUUCUGUUUUGGUCUAUGGCUGGUCUUACUCUAUGUCACUGUUCGGAAGCUCUAGUUUUGCAUAGAAUUAUAAAGAUGCCAAACUCUUUGAAAAGAGAUCCAAAUUUAUCACUUGAGAAAAAAAGAAAAAGCUAUUUUUUGUAUUUUACCUGAGAUGCAGGGCACAAAUAGAUGAGAAUUUUACAGUGUUAGUGUAACUGAGUCUAAAAAACGAGGAUAUAAUGUUUUACAGAGAGAAUGAGGCAUGGUGAUUUUAUAUUUAUAUACGAAAGGCCACCAAGAAGCUCAUGCUAAGGAUUAACUUUUUUCCCAAGAUUUUUUUUUUCUUUAGUGUUUGAAUCUGUAUUUAUGAUGGGAAUUUGGUUGAAUUAAACAUGACACCUGAGUGGGCAGUGUGUGUUUCUAUUGCACAUGGCAGGGGAGAGGAGCCUCUUUCUCAUGGGGUUGCCUUGGUUGUCAUUGGUUUUCUCAUCAAAAUUGCAUCUUCAUUCAUAGGUUACCUACCCCUUCCCUGACAGUCCAUAACCAAACCUCUUAACAAACCAACCUCUAGAAAAACAUCUGUGUUUAAUACUUUCUUCAUGCCAACAAAACAGGGUAAACAUGCUGAAAACCUAGCAUUCUAAACAGAUAUCCAAAUAAGAACAAAAACAAGUUAUAGCACUUUCAAUUUUUUUUAAAAGGUUUAUAGCUUUUUUUCCUUCCCCCAUUUCGCAAUGUCCACUUCCUAAGAAGAAUUUAAAUAAUAUGAAAACUUUCUUUUUGUGGAAAAUAUCUAUUUGGUGUUUGACACAUCAGUAGGUACUUUAAAGACCUGAAUUUUAUAGUAGCUUUAGGAAUUAUAUUUUAUAAAAAUCAGUUAUGACUUUAUAUUUCCAGACAAUAGAGUUCAGAACAUCAUGCUCUUGUGCUCCUGCUUGCUUGACCUGCUUUCUCCCCUAUGUCCCUCCCAUUUCGGGUUUCCAGGGCUUUGAGCUUGAUCUUUUGAAAGUUUUAUUCUAUUAAAUUUUUGCUAUAUCUUCCGGUUUUCUUAAAAAGCUUUAGAAUGGUUUCUAUACCCUUUGUAUCACUGCAUUGUUCCAUAUCAUCUCCAGUUUGAUUGUGUCCGGAUGGAAAUCUGAAGCAGAGGCUUUGAGUAGUCGCAUUUCCUAGUCCCAGUGCAACGCAUCUAUCUGAAAAUACUGGAAAGUCUGGUGCUUGGAGAGGGUGCCAUUGUCUCUUGUACAUAAGGUCAUGACGUGUCUAUGUCAAAAGUUCUUAUAUAUUUCUUUUAUAUGCUGAAAGAAGGUCUAUUUUUAUGUUUUUAGGUCUAUGAAUGGAACGUUGUAAAUGCCUGUCAACCAAUAAAAAUAAUGAAAAUUGUC